CUUUCUUCUCUGUAACCGUUAAUGGCUCCGUCGUUCAUUUUUCCCCAAACGCUGACCUCCCUCGAAGAAGACAACGAUUCAAGCUACGCAUGCCUCACAGUUCAGAAUGCAGUUUCCGUCUCAUCGCUGCGCCCGUCGGAGCUGGAAGAAUUCGUGAAAGGAGUUUCGUUUGAUCUGUCGGACAAGGAGUUGUUCUGCGUGGAGGAGCAGGAGGUUUUUGACCGCGUGUAUUCUUUGGUUAAGGGUUUUGCCAGUCUCAGCCCUGGGUGCAAGUUGAAUCUAGUGGAGUCUUUGAGGUCUAAUCUGAGUGUUUUGUUGCCGAAUGUUGACUCGCUCUCGCGCUCGCAAGGGUCUGCUCCUCAGGAGAAUGGAAGUGAUGAGAGCUUCGAGCAUGGCUGCGAGCAAUUGGCUGCUGACAGAGUUGCAUCGUAUCGGAAUGCAUUUAAGAUCUACACGUUCUUCCUUGUGCAUAUUGUGCUUAUUGAACAGUCGAGUUCCACUUCAGCUACCAAUGGAACGAAAGCGGUGGCUUCCAGUAGGAAGAAACAUCCUGUGAAUUUGUGGGAUUGGGAAGCUCAGAGGGGCAGAAUAAUGAAUUUAAUUGCCAACUCGUUGGAGAUCAAUCUCUCAAUGCUCUUUGGUUCGUCAGAUGCUGAUGAAAAUUAUUUAUCCUUCAUUAUGAAAAAUGCAUUCCUGAUGUUUGAGAAUGCACUGAUGCUAAAAGAUUCAGCAACAAAAGAAGCCUUAUGCAAUAUAAUUGGGACAUGUGCCACCAAGUAUCACUAUAUUGCGCAAUCAUGUGCUUCUAUUUUGCACCUGAUUCAUAGAUAUGAUUUUGCUGUUACACACUUGGCUGAUGCUGUUGCUGGAGCUGAAAAGAAAUAUGCUGAUGGAAGUAUGGCUGCAGCCCUCAUUAGGGAGAUUGGAAGGACAAACCCAAAAGCCUAUCUUAAAGAUACUGUUGGAGCUGAAAAUAUUGGGCGUUUCCUAGUAGAACUAGCUGAUCGAUUGCCAAACUUGUUUUCGACCAACAUUGGCUUAUUGAUUCCGCACUUUGGCGGAGAAUCCUACAAGAUAAGGAAUGCACUUGUUGGGGUAUUGGGUAAGUUAAUUGCAAAGGCCUUCAAUGAUGUUGAAGGCGAAGUUAGUUCCAAAUCUAUACGUCUUCGGACAAAACAAGCCAUGCUUGAAAUCUUGCUGGAGCGCUGCCGUGAUGUGUCUGCUUAUACUAGGAGUCGGGUUCUUCAGGUCUGGGCAGAAUUAUGUGAGGAACAUUCUAUCUCUAUUGGUUUAUGGAAUGAGGUUGCAACAAUGGCUUCUGGGAGACUAGAGGAUAAGAGUGCGAUUGUUAGAAAGUCAGCACUCAAUUUGCUUAUUAUGAUGCUGCAACACAAUCCUUUCGGACCGCAGCUUAGGGCAGCUUCCUUUGAGGCAACCCUGGAACAGUACAAGAAAAAGUUGGAUGAGCUUGAACCAAAAAGUACACCUGAAAACUCGGAAGAAUUUCCAUCAGAUAGUCAAGUUUCUUGCAGUGAUAGUGGGGUUGAAGAUGAAGGUAUAAAAGUGGAAUCCAAGGAUCAGGACAGUAUGACUGAUAGCUGUUUAUCUCAGGUGGCAGAUGAGCCCCUGCAAGCGGACAAUUCUGUGCCAGAUUUUGGGAAUGUGGAGCAAACUCGGGCCUUGGUUGCUUCGCUUGAAGCUGGCCUCAGAUUCUCAAAAUGCAUGUCCGAUGCGAUGCCUAUACUUGUUCAAUUAAUGGCUUCAUCAUCUUCAACUGAUGUGGAGCACACUAUUCUAUUGCUCAUGAGAUGUAGGCAAUUUCAAAUUGAUGGAUCAGAAGCCUGCCUGCGAAAGAUGCUUCCUUUGGUAUUUUCUCAAGAAAAAUCAAUUUAUGAGGCCGUUGAGAAUGCUUUCAUUGCAAUAUACAUUAGGAAAAACCCAGUGGAUACUGCUAAGAAUCUUUUAAAUCUUGCCAUAGACUCAAAUAUUGGAGAUCUCGCGGCUUUGGAAUUCAUUCUUGGGGUUUUGGUAUCCAAAGGAGAUAUAACUGCCAGCAUGUUGUCUGUACUAUGGGAUUUCUUUUGUUUCAAUAUUAGUGGAACAACUGCUCAGCAAAGCCGAGGUGCUUUAUCAGUUCUGUGCAUGGCAGCAAAAUCUUCACCCACUGUUCUCAGCUCUCACUUACAAGACAUCAUAGAUAUUGGAUUGGGUCAAUGGGCAAAAGUGGAACCACUGCUUGCUAGAACAGCAUGCUUAGCACUACAAAGGUUGUCUGUGGAAGACAAAAAGAAGUUGUUGUCAACUAAUGGAAACCGCGUAUUUAGUUUGUUGCAAGGUUUGAUUUCUGGGUUUUCAAUCCCUGAAAAUAUUUGGUAUGCUGCUGCAGAUAAGGCUAUAGCUACCCUCUAUUCUAUCCACCCUACUCCAGAAACAAUUGCUGCUGAUCUGGUGAAAAGAUCACUUAAAUCUGUGUUUGAAUCUAGUGAAGAAACUGAUAUGCCCCUAGAAGUGAAUUCUGGUGGUUCUUAUCUCCUCACCACUGUGCAAGUUAGAAAUCUCAGCAGAUACCUGUUUGUUGUUAGCCAUGUUGCCAUGAACCAAUUAGCCUAUAUUGAGUCCUGUAUUCACAAGAUACAGAAAGCAAAAGCCAAGAAAGAGAAAAUGGCAGCUGAGAACGGCAAUGUUGAUGUAAAUACUGCAUCAAAUGCUCAGAAGGAUAGUGGGAUCAAUUCAGAGUUGGGACUUGCAGCCUCAGAAGAUGCAAUCCUGGAUAGCCUAGCAGAAAAGGCAGAGAAAGAAAUUGUUUCUGGUGUUGGGGCUGGAAAGAACUUGAUUGGACAUUGUGCACCAUUUAUAUCCAAAUUAUGUAGAAACUUCAAUUUAAUGCAAAAGCACCCUGAUCUGCAGGCAUCUGGAAUGCUUGCUUUAUGCCGUUUAAUGAUCAUUGAUGCCAAGUUCUGUGAGUCAAAUCUCCAGUUGCUUUUCACUGUUGUGGAGAGUGCACCAUCUGAAAUUGUCCGUUCAAAUUGCACUAUUGCUCUUGGAGAUCUAGCCGUUCGCUUUCCAAACUUGUUAGAACCGUGGACAGAAAACAUGUACCGACGUCUUAGAGAUCAGUCAGUAUCUGUUCGGAAGAAUGCUGUGUUGGUUCUUUCUCACCUUAUAUUAAAUGACAUGAUGAAGGUUAAAGGCUAUAUCAAUGAAAUGGCUAUGAUAUUGGAAGAUGUAGAAGAGAGGAUUGCAAAUUUAGCCAAGCUGUUCUUUUAUGAGCUAUCGAAAAAAGGAAACAACCCUGUAUAUAAUCUGCUUCCAGAUAUCCUUGGAAAAUUAUCCAGCCAGGACCUAAACAGGGAGUCCUUCUAUAACAUCAUGCAGUUUUUAAUUGGUUUUAUCAAAAAGGAUAAACAAGUGGAAUCUCUUGUUGAAAAACUAUUCAAUAGGCUCACCGGAGUCUCAGAUAUCCGGCUGUGGGAUUAUAUUUCUUACUGCCUCUCUCUUCUACCUUUUACCGAGAAGAGUAUGAGGCGGCUCAUGGAGUCAUUCAAGGCAUAUGAGCAUGUCUUAUCCGAGGAUAUUGUCAUGAACCACUUCAGGAAUAUAAUUAACAAGGGGAAAAAAUUUGCAAAACCUGAGUUGAAAUCAAUACUUGAAGAGUUUGAAGAGAAGCUCAAUGCCGUUCAUCAUGAAAAGAAGGAGCAAGCACUCACAGAAAAGAAUGCACAAGCGCAUCAACAAAAGGUCGAUAAUUUCCAGAACUUUGUGGCAACCAAGAAAGUUGAAAAUGAGAGUGGUGAAUAUGAUACUACUGAAGCUGGAACAGAUGAUGAAACAAAUGAGUCGAUAGAUACUCAAAGUUCAAAGUCAAGAAGGAAAACAACCAAAUCUAGAACAAGUUCAGAUGCUUCCAGCGAGGUGACAGAAGAAGAAAGGGAAGAAGAAGAAGAAGGAGAUGAAGAUGACGACGAAAUUCAAUCCCCUCAACGUUUUCGAAGAGGUGCUUCUAAGCCCAAGGUCGAGAAAAGCAACACAAAAUCGCACAAUGUUAAUUCUCGACCCUCCAAUAAGAGAACCAGCAGACGAGUAAAGCAAAGGUAACCUAAAAAUGGACAGCCAAGCCAAUAUCGAAAUCGGGAUCAUCAUCAUCAUAAACAUUGUCCUUAUGGGUACAAGGUACGAUGGCAUGAACCCUAAGUUUCUGUUGUUGUUUUAUGUUAUGUCUGAUUAAGUAAAUGCUUGUGUGAAAAAUGAAAAUUGAUUGAUGCUUAGUAAAUUUGGCAUUUGAAUUAAGUGAACUAAUCCACAUUUAACUCAAAUGUGGUAGAGACUAGACUUAGGCUUAGACUAGACUAGAGAUGAUAUAUAUAUAUAUAUAUAUAUUAUAUAGUCCUGCCAUUUGUGUAAUCUUGACAAAAAAUUUGAUGAUUUUUUUUUUGUUGUUGUU
This is a messenger RNA of Andrographis paniculata, 4441 nucleotides long. Its product is annotated as condensin-1 complex subunit CAP-D2. The transcript has 17 exons. Gene Ontology annotation, biological process: meiotic chromosome condensation; mitotic cell cycle; mitotic chromosome condensation. The coding region runs from base 22 to 4095 and encodes 1357 amino acids. Gene Ontology annotation, molecular function: histone binding. The record is from RefSeq and is a predicted model, not a curated record. Lineage: Eukaryota; Viridiplantae; Streptophyta; Magnoliopsida; Lamiales; Acanthaceae. Gene Ontology annotation, cellular component: nucleus; condensed chromosome, centromeric region.